Molecule: messenger RNA, 1941 nt
Organism: Pterocles gutturalis (yellow-throated sandgrouse)
Lineage: Eukaryota; Metazoa; Chordata; Aves; Pterocliformes; Pteroclidae
Product: serine racemase-like
Exons: 11
Coding region: 55-1743 (562 amino acids)
Biological process (GO): L-threonine catabolic process; L-serine catabolic process
Molecular function (GO): threonine deaminase activity; L-serine ammonia-lyase activity
Source: RefSeq, a predicted model, not a curated record
CAAGUGUGUCCCCUGCCCACAGUCUUCCAGCUUUGCUUUGCACCAGGAAUUACAAUGAAUUUUGCAGCACAGUUUCUCUACUCAAGGGUGUUAAAAAACAGAAGUCCCAGGGAGCGCUCCAGGGAAGAUGAAGACUACGAUCCGUUCUGGCAAAGGGAUGACAAUAAAAUAAAGAAACAAGAUUCCCCAGCACUAUGUGAUCUUCACUGUUGUAAGGAUAAGCCGAUAAGAAAUGGCCUUACUGGGCAGAAGCCACCCUCUAUCAAUCCUGAGAGACUGAAAGAUUUUGGUGAGGAGGAUUACCUGAAUGGGGAUGUGAAGACCUGGGAAAUGAAGAUAGUGAGCCGUAAUGAGGAGUUACUUAGGGAUGCCCUUACCUGCAUCCCUCAGUCAAGCAGUAGGACCAGCCUGUCAAGCUGUAACAAGCUGAUUCGAUUUGAAGAUAUUAGUGCAGCAGCUUUCAAAAUCCAGUGCGGUGUUCAGAAAACCCCCUGCAUGUAUUCUAGGCUAUCCAAGCAGUAUGGAAUGGACAUCUACCUAAAGAAAGAGUUCCUCCAGUACACAGGAUCGGUGAAAGAACGAGGUGUACUUUACCUUCUGACAUCAUUGCCUCAGGAUCAGCAAAGAAAAGGGGUGAUCGUGGCUUUGGACAGUAACUUUUCCAUGGCUGUUGCUUACCACGCCUCAGAGCUCCAUAUUCCAGUGUUUGUCAUCAUGUCAACCAGCACAUCCCCGGCCAGAGUGAAAAUGUGCCGUGAGUACGGUGCCAUGGUUAUAUCCUAUGGCACUACAGCUAAGGAUUCCCAAACACAUGCAAGAAGGUUGGCGCAGGAGAACGGUUACCUCUACCUUGAAGAGGAGGAUAGUGCUGUCUACCUGGCAGGCCUGGGAACCGUGGGGCUGGAGGUCUACGAGCAGGUGCCAAAGCUGGACGCAGUGAUUUUCCCUGCAGGAGGCCACUGUGGCUUGCUGGCAGGGUCAGCUGCUGCACUCAAACACCUCAACCCACGAAUUUCUAUAAUUGAAACGUUGUGUAGCUUUUUUUUGGUGUCCACUUUGGUGGUGAUUUCUGUUAUAACUGGAUCAAUAAAAAAAAGUGACAACACUUGUCUUCCCCAGGGGGUUGAAUCUGAAAGUUUCCCUGUAUUGCAACAGUCCUUAAAGGCUGGCCACCCAACUGAAGACCAGGCUUGCAACAAUCAUAACUUUUAUGGAGAUGUAAGCGGGCUUUGCUUUGGCAGCAAUUCUUUGCAGCUGACUGGGAAACUUGUGGAUAAAGUUGUUUCUGUGAGGGAGGAGGACAUCCUCGUUUCGAUGCUGAGAUUGCUGGAGUGUGAGAGAGCCACGGUUGAUGCAGAAGGGGCCAUUGGACUUGCAGCGCUGGUUGCAGGGAAGCUGCCCGAGUUGAAGGGUAAAAGAGUGGCAAUUGUUAUAUGCAGUGGAAACUUGGAAUUACAUUUGCUGCAACAAUGCAUAGCUCGUGCCCUGACCCUUGAUAACAGAGUGUGCAGAUUUUCCUUGGUGCUUUCUGACUGCCCGGGAGAUAUUUCAAAACUACUGGAGAUUUUGGCUCGGGAAGAAGCAAGAGUUUUGGAUAUCAAACAAGAACGUACGUUUGUGACAUCUGAGCUCUUCACUGUCGAGGUCACCUGCACCGUGGAGACCAGAGACAAGAUCCACACAGCCCAGCUGAGGAACGCACUCCUGGAACGCUAUCCCAUGGCCGUCUGGACCGAGCGGUGAUGGGCACAGCAAAAGGGAAAGGGCUGAGGUCUUCUGAGAAGUAUUUUACAGAGCCCUCAUCUUAAGGUACUCAGAACAAAGAUUAUCUUUCAAAGCUGAACAGUUAGCAAAUAGUUUUAGGAUAUUUAUUUCCUGCUCCAAGUAUAGAGGAGGUCCUUGGGGAUAAAGUUAAACUCAAAACUUCAGCUUAGCUAAGGG